GGAUGAUAUAACAGGGAAGUGUUUGGUUUCACCACUGUGUUAUGAUUUCUGGAUUUCUAAUUGGCAUUGCUACGAGUUUGACUUGCGAAACAAACACAGCCUUAAUUUUUGCUUUGAGAAAGGCAUGGCAGCGACGCAUUUGGGAAGACGAAUAGGCACAGUAGUAAAGGAAAGACUAAGAAGGAAGAAAAGUGCGAAAGGAGGACCAUGGCACGAUUCUCUUAUGUGUGCUGCUUCUCGCGCCAUUACAGAAAGGAUCCCAUUGGUAGAUCUCAUCGUCCAAGUCAGAGAUGCAAGGAUUCCGUUGUCCUCCGAAUGCGAGUUACUCAGAAACUACGUGGAUUCAUCGAGGCAAAUUAUAGCGCUGAACAAAGCUGAUCUCGCCGGUGGACCGGGUUUUCAGGCAUGGACAGAAUAUUUUAGGGAAAGGAACUGCAUAUCUUGUGGAGUCAAUGCUCAUAACAAGGAGAACAUCAAGCAGUUUCUAAGCCUUAUACAACGCCAAGUGAGAAAAUUGAGGAGAACUGAUCAUGGUAAUUAUACUGCAACAGUAAUGUUAAUUGGGAUUCCUAAUGUUGGUAAGUCGGCACUUGCCAAUGCCUUGCAUCAAGUGGGGAGAAUUAGUGCAGCAGAAAAAGGAAAGUUGAAGCAUGCAACUGUGAAUCCAGAGCCUGGAGAGACCAAAGACAUACGAAGCUUUAAGAUUGGUAGCCAUCCCAAUAUUUAUGUCUUAGACACUCCAGGUGUUUUAUCUCCUGAUGUUCCUGAUGUUGAUACUUUAUCUAAAUUAAUUUUAACAGGAGCAAUUGGCAAUUGUUUGGUCGGGAGAGAAGAAAUUGCUCAAUAUUUUCUAGCUAUUCUCAACUCUAGUGAGCAAUACAAGAAAUGGGCAAGGUUAUCUUCCGAGGAUAAUGACAUAUUCUUCCUUAACAGCACAACAGGAUGUUCAACUAGCCCUGUGUUGCAGUUGAAGCAGAAAAAGCAAAUCCCUAUUGAUCACACACAGGAUUGCGUAGUACAGGAUGUUCGACAAACACUUUUUAAAACAAUUUCAUCUUUUGAUGGUAAUAUAAGAUGUGAAGAUGAAAUGGAAGCACUUAUUGCUAGGCAGUUUACUGCCUUGCAGGAAGCUUUCCAGGUUCCAACUGAAUGUGAAGAUGCUCAUGGCAUGGUUGCUGGAAAGUUGCUUAAUCUUUUCAGGACAGGUCGUCUUGGACAUUAUAUUUUAGAUCAUCUUCCCAGAAAUAUUCGCUCAUCAUUGCAGGCCAAUACAUUGUGUGAUAAACUCUAAAUGGAACUACUCAACUUAGUUAUAACUUUUAACCAUAUCUAAUUUUAAAGCAAAAAAUAAUAAUAUGGUUUUGAAUCUGUGUAUCUUCCAUAUUUGGCAUCCAAUAAAUCAUGU
Molecule: messenger RNA, 1405 nt
Organism: Gastrolobium bilobum
Lineage: Eukaryota; Viridiplantae; Streptophyta; Magnoliopsida; Fabales; Fabaceae
Product: DAR GTPase 2, mitochondrial
Exons: 8
Coding region: 125-1291 (388 amino acids)
Cellular component (GO): mitochondrion
Molecular function (GO): GTP binding; GTPase activity
Source: RefSeq, a predicted model, not a curated record